Molecule: messenger RNA, 240 nt
Organism: Penaeus indicus
Lineage: Eukaryota; Metazoa; Arthropoda; Malacostraca; Decapoda; Penaeidae
Product: pigment-dispersing hormone type 1-like
Exons: 2
Coding region: 1-240 (79 amino acids)
Biological process (GO): response to light stimulus
Cellular component (GO): extracellular region
Molecular function (GO): hormone activity
Source: RefSeq, a predicted model, not a curated record
AUGCGCAGCGCUGUUGUUGUAGUCCUCGUAGCAGUGAUGACUCUGAGCCUCCAGGAGACAGAGGCUGAGAGGAGCCUCCAGUACCUCGAACGGGAGGUGGUGUCCGAGUUGGCGGCGCAGAUCCUGCGCGUGGCUCAGGGACCCUCGGCCUUCGUCGCGGGCCCUCACAAGCGCAACUCGGAGCUGAUCAACUCCCUCCUGGGGAUCCCCAAGGUCAUGACCGACGCCGGGAGGAGAUAA